AGAAAGAAUCAUAUAAUAUUUUCCACCUUUAAAUUCAUUCUAAAGUUGUGCUCUCUCUCUUUCUAUCUCUCUCUAAGAGGAGAGAGAGACCAAUCAUCUAAAAAACAAAAUCAGACGAAAAUUCUUAAAAGACGACAACAAUAAAAAAAAGGAAAAUCACUUCUCAAGAAAAAAAAAAAAGAAUUUUUUUAGGGCUUUAACAAAAAUCCCAAAUUAAUUUUCUUCCUUCAAUUUUUAUCCUUGUUCCCACCAAACACCAUUCCCGCUCCUUCAUUCAUACUUUCUUUCCAAGAAAACGUGAUUUUCACGCUUUUCGGGUCUUGUCCAAUUCCUAGUAGUUGCUUUUUUUUUUCUUUAUCUUUUUUUUUUCCUUUUUUUUAAUUUGGUAAUUUUUUGGGUGGAAAUUGAUUACCGUUUUCUGCCUCCGGCGACUCCUUCGCCGCCGGCUGCUGUUGAUUCGCCGACGGUGUCUCCUUCAAGGUGUAUUUUUUGUGUUUGAUUUGUUGAUCUGCUGGAGAAGGUGGGUGGCAUGAAUAUAGGGGGAGAGAAUGGUUAAUGGUUGGAAGAAAAAUUAGAAGAAUAAAAAUUCUGAGGAUUUUUGUUACCCGAUUUGUCAUUUUGUUGAAUUGAAACCAUUGGUAAUUGUUGGAUUGUUGAAAGGUUUUGACUACAUUUUGAUCUAUGGAUUCGGAAACAGUUACAUCUCCCAAGGAUUUGUUGAAAUGUUGCGACUGCGGAUGUAGUUGCUCUUUGUUGGAUCAAAAUUCUGCAACUUGGAUGCGUUCUGUUAAACGGAAGCAUGAUGAGUUUAAAGUGGAAAGCCAAUUACCGAUGCAAUCGGUUGCGCGGGUUGAAAUUGGGAAUGAAUGUGUAGCAUUACGUGAGAUGGUUGGUGUGCAACAGAGAACUAUUCAAGAUCUGAAUGAAGAAUUGGAUGAGGAGAGAAAUUCUUCUUCCACCGCUGCGAACGAGGCGAUGUCUAUGAUCUUGAGGUUGCAGAGGGAAAAGGCAGAGAUUCAAAUGGAAGCUCGUCAAUUCAAGCGUUUUGCGGAGGAGAAAAUGAUGCAUGAUCAAGAGGAACUUAUGUCUUUGGAAGAUUUGUUGUACAAGAGAGAACAGAUAAUUCAGUCGCUUACGUGCGAAGUUCAGGCUUACAAGCAUAGAAUGAUGAGUUUUGGGUUCACUGAGGAUGAGUUGGAGGGUGAUCAAUAUGACAUUCUUCCCUACGAAUACCCUCCUUUAAAAUGUAAUGUCAUUCAUAAUGCCAUGGAUGCUGAUAACGACGAUACUGAUAUUGAGAAAUAUGUAUUUGGCGAAACUCCUAAUGACCGUUUGAGGAACUUGGAGAAUAGGAUUUCUCAAAUGGAGAAAAGUCCCACUUACAGCCAAAAAGAUGGAGAUUUAAUAGGAAAAAAUGUUCUAGAGAAAGUAAUUGUUGGACAAUCUCCAAAGUUGACGAGGCUCUCGAAGAAAGUUUCCUCUGACUCAUCAGCUUUCGGUGGGAUGGUUAGAGAAAUCGGUUCUGAGUUCCCUGUGGAGUCUCCGAUGAACAAUAGCAACUAUAAGAAGGAUUAUUUCUCUCAGUCAGAAGACCAUUCUAAUUUGAAGAAGGUAGAUAAUGCUUCGGAAGGUGAUGAUACGAGUGACAGAGUUUAUACAAUUGACUCUGUUCAUUCUGGGGCACCAUAUAAUGGCUUUACAGGUUCGAAAGCUGGAGCCUUCGAAGAUUAUGCAACCAGUCCAAAGGAAUCAGGGAAUCAUCAUGCUGAAUUUGAGGAUCCCUACAUAAAGAAGCUUUACACGAGGCUUCAGGCACUUGAAGCUGAUAGGGAAUCAAUGAGGCAGGCAAUCAUCGCAAUGAGCACAGAUAAAGCACAGGUUGUGUUAUUGAAGGAGAUAGCUCAGCAUUUGUGCAAAGAGAUGUCACCGCAAAGAAAAAUGAGUACCAGCAAGCCAUAUGUUGCUACAAGAACUCCAUUCUUGUCAAUUUUUAAGUGGGUCACAUCAGUUGUUCUUUGGAGAAAGAAAGCGCAAGAAAGCAAGUAUAUGUUAGGGCUACCAACUGACAGUAUGGGCUUGCUGUUGCUCCUGGACAAAAGAACAAAUGCAAGGCCAUGGAGAUGUAUUUCAAGUACACAAGUGGGAGAUUAAUUCUUCAUUUUCAAAUUUGGGAGCACCAACUGAAUUUUAGUAACCCUAUGCGAUAAGCUUGUUUUCUUAAUUUUUGGUUAUCCUCCCCAGAUCUUGCUGGAAAACGGGGGUGUAUUGUGCAGUGUUCUUUAACUCCAUUUAUUUUUAUGUGAAAUUGAAAUUAAUUUGUUUGUUGAUUUGUGAAACUUGGAUUUGAUAUGACAUAUGAGCAUUCUCUCAUAUGGUUCGUCGUUGGUCAAUCUUCUCUUGUACAUAACAUAUUGCUGGAAGCUCUCUCAAGCUUCAUGCAAUGCCUAUUCUCAACCUGGAUUCUACCAAGUGUGGGGCAGAUUUUUGUGUUGAGUGUUGAACAUUCAAAUGUACCAUAACUUCCACUUCUUCAGUGCAAAAGUGAUAAUCUUGCAUAUUA
Molecule: messenger RNA, 2560 nt
Organism: Trifolium pratense (red clover)
Lineage: Eukaryota; Viridiplantae; Streptophyta; Magnoliopsida; Fabales; Fabaceae
Product: myosin-binding protein 7-like
Exons: 4
Coding region: 682-2151 (489 amino acids)
Source: RefSeq, a predicted model, not a curated record